This is a messenger RNA of Oikopleura dioica, 462 nucleotides long. NCBI's taxonomy places the organism in Eukaryota, Metazoa, Chordata, Appendicularia, Copelata, Oikopleuridae. The record is from the annotation of a GenBank genome assembly.
AUGGCGAAUGACAAAGAAAAGCCCGAAGCGAACAGUUCUCGACAGACCUUUGAAUACCACAACAUGGUAAAAACACUCAAAGCCAAUAAUCCUGUCGGAACUGCUUCUGCGAAAGUAUUAUACGUUUUAUGUAAAACCGAAGCCGAGUACAAGGUGAAAUGUGGAAUCCCUCUCAAAACGCAAGAUAUCCUCGAUUGUAAGCGCGCUGCUGCAUUCGCCGGAAAGGAUGGUGCGAUUUUUGAUGAACUGUUUCGGAAGAGUUAUUUGCAGGAGUGCAGGGAGCGAGCAAGAGGAUCUACUUCAUCACCGGCUGGAAAUGACGACGGCACUGAACAUGACUAUGAAAUCUACGCGAGAAGUCUUCCGAUCAACCCUCUUUCUUUUAUCGGGCAAGCAAUUGCCGACCAAAUGAAAAAGUUGGAAGAAGAUGAAAAUGCAAAGAAGGAUCAGUCAUCAGAAUGA